GCGCCGACUUCGCUCCAAACUAUUCCACUUUCUUCUCUAAAAUAGCAACAAUUGUUAUUGUGACGCUGCUUCUAAACUGCCCAUUUUGUUAAAGUUCACCUGUAAAAAAGACAACAUUGCUUCCAAAUCAGCCCCCUCAUCUACGCCCUUUGCUACUGUAUGCAGGUUACUGUUUAAUGUAUAACGUCACCUUCUACACAACUGAAAGUAUUUAGGACAUUUCAUGCAAGUCAGUUAAUUAAGGAAACCCCAAAAUUCCAGGCUGACAAGUAAAGUCAUUUAAUUGGCUUUCUGAGUCCUCCUGUUAUUUUUGGGACAUUUCAGAUAUUUGUAACUGUGAGUCAGUUACUGCAUGAACUUGAUUUGCCGCCUCUAUCUCAUUUACCAAAACUUGUUGAAUGACUUGAAUGUGCCUUUGUGGCUAGUUGCGCAGGUCUAUUUGGUGAUUGCUACACUGCAUUAUACAGUCUCUGAGUUUGUCAGUGACAUUUGUGUGAAGUACUUACUGAGCUUAAAGAAUAGUCUGAAAGGAAAAUAUGGUUUGAAUCAAAUUACAGUUAAUGGUGAUAUUUUACAUGGAAUAUUCACAGUUUUAAAGUCUUUGUUUCCAUUAGCGGUCACCCACAUGCUGAGAACCACAAUUGUGUUAAUAAGUACAUAUUGUAUUUUUGCAGAGAGGAAACAUGUGUGAAAUGGUGCUUGUGGACAUUGGCCACAGUAACUGUCCACAAGAUGGCUGCUUGCAAAAACACUUGAAGGAUAUGUCUGCCAUGAUAGAUGAUGGGGCAUAUAGUCAUAUAUACAUUAUGAUUGACAGAGAUUCAGGAACAGAAAAAAACCAUGUGCAAACUACUUCAACACUCUUGGAGAGCUUUGCAGGUCAGAAGGAAAAAAUUCACAUACUGGAUGAAGGCUGUGUGGCAUCCUCCUGGUACUGCUUUAAACAAGCCGUGGAUGAAUUGGAUCUGAGUGCUGUGCUGGUUGUUACGUCCAGUCAGAGGAGGAACAUGCUGCAGACAUACCAAAGCUUACUCUUCACCGCAGUCUACAGCUUUGAGUAUGCAGCUUUAUUCGAUGACUCACAAUGUCUCAACUCCAGCAGCCAUCUCCGCAAAAAUAUCAGAGAGGAAGUGAAGACCUUCCUCCAGAGUUUACCUGCGGUCACUGGAGAGAUUUCUAUUCUUAGGUCGUCUUUCAUUUCAGACAGCUUUUCUCAUGGUUUCACUACCAGAACUGGGGGCAUCUCCUACGUCAGUACACUACGAUCCCUUAACCUCUUCAGCAGCUCCAGGCGCAGGGACCCAAAUGUAGUUGUUGAGGAGAACCUGCGUCGCCUCGGUCUUCAGGCUGGCUUUGAUCCCAAAAAUUUUCACCUUAUAAAAACGGAUCAUGCCAGUGACGUAUGGGUGAUUGGAAAACCAGAGCCUCCGAGCUACGACGGCAUGGUAACCAACCGGGAGGGAUUGGUCAUUGCUGCACCCGGAGCUGACUGCAUGCCCUUGCUUUUCACGGACCCUGUGGCAAAGGUGAUUGGUGUGGCUCAUGCAGGUUGGAAAGGUACUUUGAAGGGGGUUGCUGUGGAGAUGGUGAAUGCCAUGGUAUCGGAGUUCGGCAGUAACCCAUCCGACGUCGUCGUGGUCAUCGGGCCGUCUGUGGGCCCGUGUUGUUUUACUCUGGACCGAGAUUCUGCCGAAAAGUAUUAUGCUAUUCAUCCAGACUGCGUCAAGGCUAGAGGCUCCCCACGGCCUUACGUCGACAUCAGACUAGCCACAAGAAUUCUCCUCCAGCAAGCUGGGAUCCUUCCUCACUGUAUCCAGGACAACACUGUGAUGGAGAGGCCCCUCUUUACACUGUGCACGGCCUGCAGCCCUGAUGCCUUCUUCUCCCAUGUUCGUGAUGGCAUCAAUUUUGGCACACAGAUCGGUUUUUUGUGGAUUAAGAAUCAGUGCGUCAGUGGGUGAACAAUUUAGUUAUCAAAUAGGAUAUCAACUGAGCAGGAAAACGGGUCUACAUAAAACUUUUAUACAACAGAAUUGUAUUUACGAUGUGCAAUAUAAUGCACAAUGUUGUGAAUAUUUUAUUUUAUUAGGUGCUUUGUGCAUCAGAAUCAUUUUAUUUCUGGUUUUAGUUUGGGCUGCUGGCUGAGUGUUUCUCACAUAGCCAUGCAAUUCCUAAGUUGCGGAUUGAUCAGCUACACUUUUGUUUUCUGUCUGGAGUUUUCAUGAUGUCCUCAUUUUUGCACGGGUUUCCCCCCCAUACUCCUAAAAUACAUGGUUAAGAAUGCAUUUUAAAACAUAAUACCGUUUCUGUAACUUACCUGGAAUUAACCUGUUCUUUUCUGAUCUUUAAAACAAUGGAACAUCAGAUUUUGUGGUCAGCUGUGGUUAGAUCCAUUCAUCUACCGCAUCCUUCAAUUAUACUUCUGAAACUAGUGUGGCAAAAAUUUGUAGAUGGGAAAACAAAGUUGGUAGAUACAGUAGUCAUCAUAGAAAGAGGAAUUUUAUUAACGAUGGAGGAAAUUCCGAGUCAAUGUCACAAUGAACAUAAGUGCGACAUGCAACACUUAAAACUGGAAUGCCCUGUGGGGCCUUA
Paramormyrops kingsleyae is the source of this 2592-nucleotide messenger RNA. The record is from RefSeq and is a predicted model, not a curated record. Lineage: Eukaryota; Metazoa; Chordata; Actinopteri; Osteoglossiformes; Mormyridae.